Chondrus crispus (carragheen) is the source of this 1539-nucleotide messenger RNA. Its product is annotated as delta12 fatty acid desaturase. Gene Ontology annotation, molecular function: oxidoreductase activity. The coding region runs from base 1 to 1209 and encodes 402 amino acids. The record is from RefSeq and is a predicted model, not a curated record. NCBI's taxonomy places the organism in Eukaryota, Rhodophyta, Florideophyceae, Gigartinales, Gigartinaceae. The transcript has 2 exons. Gene Ontology annotation, biological process: lipid metabolic process.
AUGGUCGCCCAGUCCCAGUUACGCGCUGACAACCUUCCGAUGGCGCCCAUCGCGCCGGAGUCGCUGACGAUAGGGCAGAUCCGCGCGGUGGUGCCUGCGCACUGCUUCAAGCGUUCGCUGCUCAAGUCGCUGCGCUAUCUCUGCACCGACCUGCUCAUGAUCGCCGCGAUGGCCGUUUCCGUCCGGUGGCUCGACCAGCAUCUCACGGACUUCGGCGUCCCGCGCUGGGUCGUCUCGUUCGUCGUGUGGCCGAUGUACUGGUGGUGGCAGGGCGCCGUCACGACCGGCGUGUGGGUCCUCGCGCACGAGUGCGGACAUCAGUCGUUCUCGCCGUGGAAGAGCGUCAACGACGCGUUCGGCUUGGUUCUGCAUAGCGCUCUGCUCGUACCGUACCACUCGUGGCGCAUCACGCAUUCCCAGCAUCACAAGAAUACUAAUCACACGGAGAACGAUCAGGUCUUCGUUCCGUCUACAAAGGAGCAGUACAACCAUAACCACGGUAUUCAGAUCGAGAAUGGAGUGCGCAAGUAUCGCCACGCCAUUCUGGAAGCCAUGGAAGAAACCCCAAUCGGCGAUUUGUUAGGCAUCUUGCAGAUGUUCACGUUCGGAUGGUGGGCUUACCUUGCGGCCAACGUUGCUGGUCAGAACUAUGGCAAGGGUGCCAAUCACUACAACCCCAAGGCGCCCAUGUUUUCGCUGCGCGAUUAUUGGGAUAUCGUUGUGUCGGAUAUUGGCAUCUUCGCCGCGCUAGGCGUGCUUGCGGGCUGUGUGCACAAGUUUGGCGCUAACAAUGUCGGCAAGUAUUACUUCAUGCCAUACAUGUUUGUUAACAUGUGGCUCGUGUUGAUUACCUACUUGCAACAUUCCGACCCCGCCAUUCCUCACUACACGCCGAAGGAGUUCAAUUUUGUGCGCGGCGCUCUGUGCUCAGUUGAUCGCGAUUACGGAAUCUACAAUAUCUUGCAGCACCACAUUGGCGAUACCCAUGUCGCCCACCACCUCUUCUCGCAGAUGCCAUUCUACCACGCUCAGGAAGCUACGGAGGCGAUCAAAAAAGUGUUGGGAGAUUACUACUAUAAGGAUGAUACUAACGUGUGGCAAGCUGUCCGACGCUCGUGGGCGCACUGCAAGUUUGUUGACCCCAACGAUGGCGAUAUCAUGUAUUAUCACAACUACAAGAUGGAGGAUUUGGCUGCCAAGGGGCAGUAAUUUUUCAUCGCUGCCCACACUACGCUUAUUCAACCUCGGAGAGUUUUAGAUACCAGUUUAGUUUCGGUGGUAUAGAAAUAGAACUCCUGCCUUCCGCUGUCUGCGGCAACAGUACUGCAGAGGAACGGCACACUAGUUUCGCUCCUGUUCUCACGAAGUAGACACUCGAUUCACCAGUGAAGCGCUCUUGCGUACGAGUUUGGUUUUGAGGGGGCACUGUCGUCAGAGUCACACGCCACCAGAAUCCACGCUGACGAUCACACGAGUAUAGAGAUCCAAUAAAUCUGCACAGCACACAAAAGAAAAUCUACCACCGAUCUUCUUUAUUUU